Molecule: messenger RNA, 828 nt
Organism: Camellia sinensis
Lineage: Eukaryota; Viridiplantae; Streptophyta; Magnoliopsida; Ericales; Theaceae
Source: RefSeq, a predicted model, not a curated record
AAAGGUUUUAAAAAAAGUGAUAUGAUUAUCAUAAAUAAAAAAGUUAUGGGAAUAAAAAGACUUGAACCGACAUGGGAUGGGGUACAAAUGUUCUAGAAAAGUUUUUGUUUUUGUUUUUAUUUUUGUUUUUUUUAAGUAAUUUUUUUUUAAUGUCCACACCAAGCAAAUUCCAGGAAUCCUGCAGGGCCUUUAUGGAUGAUUGACUUUGUAAUUACAAUUGGCUCAUCCCUAUUGUCUGCUGGGAAGUUUCUUUGCUGUUUCAUCACUUCACUUUUCUUCUUUUUUAUACUGCUAAAAACUGUCUGCUUGUUCAUUCAUUAUUGUUUGCUUGUUUCAUUCUAUUCAUUGUUGCGAGUUAUUUAAUUAAUUUGUUUUUUUAACAAGGGUGAAUUAAUUGUGGAGAGUUUGAGAUCAUCAUGUGGCAAGGAACUCUUUCAAUCCAGUCAUGUUUCCCAGAAGGAAACUCUACUCCAAACUCUGCCAGAAGCCAACCGAGCUCGGCCAGAAGCCAACCUUCAACAAUGGUGACAAUUGAGAUGCCACCCAAGAAUUUAGCAUCCACAGUGGUUCCGCCACAGCCCUCCUCCCGGUCAGUUGUUUCGUUACAGCGCCCUGACCGUACCAACACUGUGAUUGCAGCAUUUUCUAACAUGGUUCCAAGUGAAGUUACAUCCGGGCCUGCCUCUGCUUCUCUACUCACAUCACCCCGUGGAUUGCUAAGAGUCAGUUGCAUCCAUCUGCACUAUCUGCUAGGAUCGCAAAGGGGCAGGAAACAGUUCUUCACAUUGCAGCUGGAGCCAGACAGACCAAGUUUGUGGAAGAGUUAGU